This is a messenger RNA of Trichomonas vaginalis G3, 1863 nucleotides long. Its product is annotated as phosphatidylinositol catabolic process. Bases 1 to 1863 code for a protein of 620 amino acids. Gene Ontology annotation, biological process: phospholipid catabolic process. The transcript has a single exon. Lineage: Eukaryota; Parabasalia; Trichomonadida; Trichomonadidae. Gene Ontology annotation, cellular component: extracellular region. Gene Ontology annotation, molecular function: glycerophospholipase activity. The record is from RefSeq and is a predicted model, not a curated record.
AUGCUUUCGCUUGCUGUUUUAGUAUCUUCGAAAAAUCGUACAGCAAGUUGUCGUAUGGUUGACGGAGCCAUUCAAAUGAAAGAUGGCAUCGAAUCACCAUAUGAUGCUUAUGCAAUUUACGAUGAUGAUCUUAAUACAACUGGUUGGCAUCAAAUUCGAGUCGUUGGAAACGAAAACUCUGAACCAAAAGCUAUGUUACGAUGCGCUGGUGCUGUAGAAGGUUACCUUGCCCAUAAAGAAAUUUACCAACAUUUUUAUUCAAUCAAUGAAUAUAUGGAAUGGAACACAAGUGCUACUAGUGAUGAAGAAAGAUACCCUCCAGGUUAUGCAAAAUUUGUUGCAGAACACAUAAAAUACAUCCGUCAGUCAAUCGACGCUUAUCCAGAAUCAGAAUAUUGGAGAAUGAUUGGAUUGAUUAACGAACAAGCAAAGGGCGUCUAUGAAGGCUAUUUACAGCAUCCAGAGCACAAGUAUAUGUCUGAAAUUGAUCAUUGGUGUGUUCAAGCUGAAGGUGAUCUCGGUGACUUCCUGAAAAUCAUAAACCUUAAGAAGAUCCAAGGUGGAAAUUCCGGUGGCCCAACUCGUUUAAGCUCAGCUCCAGAUCCAAAACAACUUGGUGAUAAAUGCACAGGUUUGGUUCGCCUUCUUGAUGACUAUUCAGAUAUUUACUUCGCUCACGAUACAUGGAGUAACAUUUUAGCUCUUCACGGCACAUUAAAAGAAUAUCAUCUCCCUGUUAAAGAUUUUGCAGCGAAAACAAUAUCUUUAUCAACUCGCCCUGGACAAAUUGCAUCAGCAGAUGACUUUUACUUGACAGAUAGUGGUCUAAUGAUCCUUGAAACUACAAUGGGAAUCUUUAAUGACUCGUUGUUCUACGAUAUUACACCAAAGGGAGUUUCCACAUGGAUGAGAUCCCUUUUGGCUUCCAGGAUGGCCCACAAUGGCUCAGAAUGGACCCAAAUUUUUGUUAAAAAUAAUCUCGGAACAUAUAACAACCAGUAUUUGAUUGUUGAUACAAACAAAUUCCAGAGAUACAAGAAGCCCGAAAAGGAUCUCCUUUGGGUUAUUGAACAAUCUCCAGGAACAUAUUCGAUGGCAAGAGAUAUUACUGACAAACUUGUUGAAAAAGGAUUCUUCCCAUCAUUCAACAAGCCACACUUCCCAGAACUCUCCAAGUUAUUCAUGUAUCCAGAGAAGAUUGCUGCAAAUCCGGCAACAGCUUCUUUCUGGGAUUACAAUACAACAGCCAGAAACCUCUUGAUCGAAAGAGAAGCAUUGAGAUUGAAUGACUUCGAAACUUUCAAGAAAUUUAUGAGAUAUAAUAACUGGCAAAGAGAUCUUUACUCCAACGGAGACCCAGGACAAAUGAUUAUGUCUAGAUACGAUUUAAGAUACGGCGGCCUUUGGGGAGAUAAGAAGCCAGAUGCAGGUUUAGAUACAAAAGCAGCUAAACUUACGACUGCACGCUCAUUGUUAACAUUCGAUGCAAUUAAUUCACCAACCUACGAUCAACAGCCGGUCUUUGAUUUCAAGGCUUUCCCUGAAUUUGCUCGUAUUGGCUUACCUGACCGUUGGAACUUCACUUGGAUCAAGUUUGAUUCUAUGACAUAUAACAGAUGCAACUUCACUACAGAGAAAGAAUGCUUAAAGCAAGAUUAUUGCGGUUGGUGCACUUAUUCACAACAAUGCAUGGCUGGAGACGAAAAGAGUCCAUUUGUUUCAACAUGCGAUGAUGGAUGGAUGGUUUACAAGGAGAAUCCUAAAUGGGCUGUCCCUGUCAUUAUUACUUGUUCGCUUAUUAUUUUAGUUUUCAUUGUUGUUAUCUACGCAAUGCAUUUUAUCAACAAGCGGAAAAACGCAUAA